UGCGGUAGCGCGCCGCGGGCCGCCAUUGGCCGGCGCGGGGAGACGCACGGCGCGCUGACGUCCGAGCGCGGAGCGCGGCAGAGACGGGCCGGGGGCUGCGGGCGCCAUGAGCAAAGCGCACCCGCCCGAGCUGAAAAAGUUCAUGGACAAGAAGCUGUCGUUGAAGCUGAACGGCGGGCGGCACGUGCAGGGCAUCCUGCGCGGCUUCGACCCCUUCAUGAACCUGGUCAUCGACGAGUGCGUGGAGAUGGCGGCGGGCGGGCAGCAGAACAACAUCGGCAUGGUGGUGAUCCGGGGGAACAGCAUCAUCAUGCUGGAGGCUUUGGAACGAGUAUGAACCCCUGGAAAACCCCAAAUCCCCACCCACCGGUUCCGUUCCCUCAUCCAAGAUGCCACCCAGGAGUCCUCAAUUUUUUUCCCAGCAGUGUACAAUUAUUUUGGUUUUGUAAUUAAAUCAAUUUUGUAAUGGUUGACCUAACUCAA
Messenger RNA from Motacilla alba alba, 483 nucleotides. It is a transcript of the gene SNRPG, whose product is annotated as small nuclear ribonucleoprotein polypeptide G. Gene Ontology annotation, biological process: mRNA splicing, via spliceosome; spliceosomal snRNP assembly. The coding region runs from base 107 to 337 and encodes 76 amino acids. Gene Ontology annotation, molecular function: RNA binding. The record is from RefSeq and is a predicted model, not a curated record. Lineage: Eukaryota; Metazoa; Chordata; Aves; Passeriformes; Motacillidae. Gene Ontology annotation, cellular component: U4 snRNP; U2-type prespliceosome; U1 snRNP. The transcript is spliced from 4 exons.